AUGCUGCGCAUAUUUCUUGGGUUUUUCAUCCUUACUCUUUCUGCUUACAUUGACUGCGCUACGGACCCUAAUGACCUCAAAGUUCUCAACGAUUUCAAGAAUGGUCUGAAAAAUCCGGAGCUCCUUAAAUGGCCCGAAAACGGGAACGAUCCAUGUGGGCCCCCCAAGUGGGAUCAUGUGUUCUGCUCUAACGACAGAGUGACUCAGAUUCAGGUUCAGGGCCUCGGGCUGGAAGGGACUUUGCCCCAGAACCUGAACCAGCUGGGAAUGCUCGAAAACCUCGGCCUGCAAAGGAACAAAUUCUACGGAAAAAUGCCGACUUUUAGCGGAUUGUCGAACCUCCAGUACGCGUUCCUGGAUUUCAACCGGCUGGACACGAUCCCGUUCGACUUUUUCCGGGGGCUCACCAGUGUUCAGGUCUUGGCCCUGGACGAAAACCCGUUUAAUCAGACUUCGGGCUGGGCUUUACCGGCUGAUCUAGCAGAGUGUACUCAGCUGGUCAACUUCUCGUGUUCGCAGUGUAAUACCAAGCCCGGGGAACCGUGUUCCCCAGAAGUCAGUGCCCUAUUGGAAUUCCUUGGUGAGCUGGGCUACCCGCUCCAACUUGCUUCACUUUGGUCGGGCAAUGAUCCUUGUGAGCAGUCGUGGAGGGGUAUUUCUUGUAACUCGAUGGGCAAGGUUACGGUCAUAAAUUUGCAGCAUCUCGGGCUUAAUGGCACCCUCAGCCCGUCUCUUGCGAAUUUAUCUUCCCUGCGAGAGAUUCACUUGGAAGGAAACAAUAUCCACGGCACGGUCCCCGCAGACCUGACUCGGCUCAGCUUCUUGAGAGUGUUGAAUUUAAAUGGGAACAAUUUUGACAAGCCUUUACCUCAAUUCCAUGGCAAUGUCACGGUCGUGACUACUGGUAAUGCGAAAUUCGAAUCGAGGGAUGGGCCUGUCCCAGCCCCAUCUCCACCCAACAGUUCGGAUUCACCAAACAAUAACAGUAACAGUAAUGCCCCGGCAGGUGAGGUUAAUCGACGGCGGCCAGAUUCACCUUCCUCUGGCAUCCCAAGCCUUAACUCAUCGGGGGCGGUGAACGGGCCAAGCCCCGAAAAAUCAAGAAUCACGACCAUGGCAGCUGCCGCUGCAGGCUCCACCGUCCUAUUGGCCCUUGUGGCCGUACUCUUCAUCUGCUGCCUCCGCAGGAGAAAAAAACUGGCCAAGAAUGCCCCUGCCCGCGUUGCAAGCCAUAAAGACUCGUUGAAAGAUCCUGACAAUAGCAAUAACAACAGCAUGUUCAAGAUCGGGUUCAUGGACGGGGGCCCGGCCUCCGAGGCCCUCCGGGCCAGCAGUGCCGGGAGCCGGGCCAGCUACGGGCCAGACAGCAUUGAGCUCGGGAGCCCGUCCAUCUCGGUCCAUGUCCUCCGGAAGGGGGAUGAGCGGCUACUGGUGUACGAGUACAUGCCUCAGGGGGCUCUCAGCCAGCACCUUUUCCGCUGGAAGAGCUUGGGGCUGGAGCCUCUCUCGUGGACGAGCAGGCUCUAUAUCGCGCUUGAUGUUGCACGUGGAGUCGAGUAUCUACACAGCCUGGCCCACCACAGCUUCAUACACCGAGACCUGAAAUCGGCGAAUAUCCUUCUGGAUGAUGAGUUCAGGGCUAAGGUUUCGGAUUUUGGACUGGUGAAGUUGGCGCCCGAUAGGGAGAUGUCGAUGGCAACCAGGCUGGCUGGGACAUUCGGGUACCUUGCCCCAGAGUAUGCUGUGACGGGCAAAAUCACGACAAAGGUGGACGUGUUCAGCUUCGGAGUCGUCCUCAUGGAGCUCCUGACAGGGCUAGCCGCUCUCGACGAGCAAAGGCCCGAGGAAAAACGGUACUUGGCUGAGUGGUUCUGGCAAAUAAAAUCGAAAAAGGACUCCCUCAUAGCCUCGGUGGACCCGGCUUUGAAUGCCGAAGAGGACAUCCACGAGAGCAUACACCUGAUCGCCACCCUGGCAGGGCACUGCACGGCCCGCGACCCCAACCACCGCCCAGAGAUGGGCCACGCGGUUAGUGUGCUGGCCCAGCUGGUCGAGAGAUGGAGGCCCCAUGAGGAUAUCGAUCGUGAGUCGGGCGUAAGCAUGGAUUUGCCCCUGUCCCAGAUGCUCAAGGGGUGGCAGCAGGAGGAGGAAGGUUUGACUCGGGAUUAUAGCUACGCGAGUCAGGAUAGCAAAGGGAGCAUCCCGACCAAGCCCUCGGGCUUUGCCGACUCAUUCACAUCUGCCGAUGCUCGAUGA
Messenger RNA from Striga hermonthica, 2256 nucleotides. NCBI's taxonomy places the organism in Eukaryota, Viridiplantae, Streptophyta, Magnoliopsida, Lamiales, Orobanchaceae. The record is from the annotation of a GenBank genome assembly.